This is a messenger RNA of Emiliania huxleyi CCMP1516, 750 nucleotides long. RefSeq lists its product as hypothetical. The transcript has a single exon. Gene Ontology annotation, biological process: root hair cell development. Gene Ontology annotation, molecular function: glycosyltransferase activity. The record is from RefSeq and is a predicted model, not a curated record. NCBI's taxonomy places the organism in Eukaryota, Haptophyta, Isochrysidales, Noelaerhabdaceae. The annotation marks the transcript as partial.
CAGGUGCUCGCCGCCGUCUCCAACAAGAACUUGGUCGGUCCCGGCGGCGCGCUCGACCUCUUCCUCGACGGACUCAACUCGGCCAACAUCACGCACGCGCUGGUGGUCGCCCUCGACGAGCAGACCGGCACGUGGCUCGGCCGGCGCGGCACCGCCUACUACGAGCGGCGGCUCGUCUCGCGGACCGGCUCGACCGACAACCACGCGACGUCGGGCCUCAAGUUCAAGGUGCUGAUGGACUUCUUGUCGGUCGGCUGCUCCGUCCUCCUCUCCGACGUCGACGUCAUCUGGCUCACCGACCCCUUCCUGGGCAGCCUCUACCGCGACUCGGACGUGGAGGGCAUGAGCGACGGGUGGGACGAGCUGACGGCGUACGGCCACCACCACGGCUCGGGCGCCUACCGCGUGCACGCCCGCAACUCGGGCAUGUUCUUCCUGCAGUCGACGGUGCAGGGCCUCGCCAUGGUGACGCGGCUGGCGCGGCGGAUGGAGACGGAGGGCGUGUGGGACCAGUCGGCGUGGAACCAGGAGCAGUUCCACCCGUCGCUGGGCGCGAUGACGGCGGUCGGCGUGUCGGCGCGCGUGAUGAACUACCUGUGCUUCGAAAACUCGAAGCUCUACUUCCGCUUCCUGCGACACGACGCGCAGCUCCGCCAGGGCUUCCGCCCCGUCUCGAUGCACGUCAACUACCACCCCGAGAAGCAGCCGCGCAUGCGAGACUUGUACAACUACUACGUCCUCGGGAGCGAG